CAGGCCUGGAAAGUCUGAAUCCAUUCUGCCAUGAUCAUUGUCCGCCGUCUUUUGCCCAUUCCGAACCCGUUCAGACCAAAAAUUAGAGCUGAGAUGUCUACCUUAGCACCACAAACCGCUGAACCACUCCCAGCACCCCGAAAACGCGUAAUUCUAUCUGGUAUUCAGCCAACCGGAAUUCCACAUCUAGGAAACUAUCUCGGUGCUUUAUCUAAUUGGGUCAACCUCCAGAAUACUUCAAAACCGGAGGACGAGCUGUUGUUUACUGUAGUGGGAUGGCAUGCCUUGACACUUCCCCAAAAACCAAAAGAAUUAGCAACGUCCCGCAUGGAUAUGCUGGCGAUCCUUUUGGCUAUUGGUAUCGACCCCAAGAGGUGUAUAUUGUUUCACCAGGACCACAACCCCCUACACACUGAGCUUGCAUGGAUCUUAAGUUGCCUAACUCCAAUAGGCAAACUCAAAAGGAUGACAACGUGGAAGUCGCGUCUCGCCACCUCGAAAAAUAUGCGGGAUGGUUCAGAAGUAGAUGAAACAGGCUUGAAUGUUGGACUCUUUACGUACCCUGUUCUCCAAGCGGCAGACAUACUCGUUUACAGAGCAACCCACGUCCCUGUUGGUGAAGACCAAUCGCAGCAUCUCGAACUCUCUCGCGACCUGGCUGACCAAUUCAAUCGAACCUUCAAAGGUCCUAACCGCAUGUUUCCUCUCCCCACUCAGUUCAACACCUCUUCCAAACGGAUUCUUUCCCUCCGGGAUUCAGCUUCCAAAAUGUCCAAAUCCUCCCCCGAUCCUUCAUCCCGCAUUCUUCUCACCGAUUCGCCUAACGAAAUUGCCUCCAAGAUCCGCACUGCCGUCACGGAUUCUAUCGCUGGAAUUACAUAUGAUCCAAUAAAUCGUCCUGGGACAGCCAACCUCUUGACUAUCCUUGCCGCGUCCAAAGGCGAGGAUGUUCACGAAACUGUUAAAGGAUACGAGUCAAAGAACCAUGGGGCUCUCAAGCGUGAUGUCACGGAAGCACUUCAGGAGAUGUUGAGGGGCCCGAGAGAGGAGUUUGAGAGAAUGAAGUCGGAGCAAGGAUACUUGCAGCAGGUUGCACAGGAGGGGAAAGAAAAGGCAGUGGAAAAAGCAGAGCAGACAAUGAGAGAAGUUAGAAGAAGGGUUGGGUUAGCUUGAUCUGUGCUAUGCUGACGGCUCGGUCGUUAGACAAUCAUUAAUUCUCAACAUUCGACAACUAUUUCGAUAAUCGUAGGCACGUCCCACGACCCCACGAGCUAGACCCGCUCCGUUGAUCAUCAAAAAUUUCCUAGGGUGGCCUACGAUUAUUGAAACAGCUGGCCGGGCUUGUUGUCUUUCUACGAUCAGAAUAAAUCAACGAGUCACAGGUCCUCGCUCAUGAAGGACUGUAAAAUGAGCGUACAAAAGAACCUACUCGGUGUCGGGCUGCGUACACGAAGUUCAAGUGGCACAAAGGACGGGAUUUUCUAUAAAACCUCCAUCAUAGUAAUCUGUCUAUCUCUCGCUCAUGAGAUACAUAUAGAGAAGCCGUCAGCAGCACCUAACUGGAACGCCUCAAAUCCUACUACAUCUGGCAUCGGUGAUUCCAAAAUUAUAAGCCACAUUGGGUAUUCCAGUGCUGCAUCAUCUUCCAUCUGUAGGCCAAAACUUGUUUGAACAAACUGGGGUCGAAAUCGCUUGGGUGGUUACCGCCAACGAUACAGAUUCUGAGGCCACAAGGAAUACGACAUUUGCUGCAGAACAGCUGAAAAAGUG
Messenger RNA from Marasmius oreades (fairy-ring Marasmius), 1770 nucleotides. RefSeq lists its product as uncharacterized. The transcript has 6 exons. Lineage: Eukaryota; Fungi; Basidiomycota; Agaricomycetes; Agaricales; Marasmiaceae. Gene Ontology annotation, molecular function: tryptophan-tRNA ligase activity; ATP binding. Gene Ontology annotation, cellular component: mitochondrial matrix; mitochondrion. The record is from RefSeq and is a predicted model, not a curated record. Gene Ontology annotation, biological process: mitochondrial tryptophanyl-tRNA aminoacylation. Bases 31 to 1173 code for a protein of 380 amino acids.